AUCGCUGGAGCGUUCCUAGGAUGGAUUAAGGAGUUCCUAACCGGACGUAGUAUGAGUGUCAGGAUCGGAAGCAUAACCUCCAUCCCAGCCCCGGUAGAAAACGGAGUACCCCAAGGCGCGGUACUGAGCCCAAUCCUUUUCAACAUCAUGUUAAUCGACUUCCUAUCCUCCACUCCAGAGACGAAGAUAUCACUCUACGCCGACGAUGUGCUUCUCUACUCAAUGGUGAAACGCCCAGCGGACGCCGAAGUGACCCUACAGCCAGUCCUAGACAAAGUCCGAAGAUGGGGAAGGAAAUGGAAGUUUAGCUUCACCCCGAAUAAAAACGCGAUGGUUGUUUUCACAAGAGCCUAUAAACCCGGGAAUGAUCCUCUUCUCUAUCUGGAUGGCCACCGAAUUCCCUCUCAACCCACCUUUAAUUUCCUGGAACUCUGGUUCGACUCCAAGCUGCUGUGGAAAUCCCACAUCGAUCACGUAACCAACCGUUGCCUCAAACUUAAAAACCUUUUCUCUAUUCUGACUAGAUCCAAAGCUGGCCUAACAACUCAAACACUCGUCCUCCUGCACAAAAGCCUCGUCAGAAGCCUGAUGGACUAUGGGGCUAUAGCCUACGGCGCCGCCAGCAAAACUAACUUGGAAAGAGUGGACGUUGUGGGACGCGCUAUACUAAGGAACAUACUGGGCGCGAAUCUAUCUACCCCAGUAGAAAUGUUGUAUGCGGAAACAGGGACGGAAUCACUCAGCUGGAGAACCAAACUGCUCACCCGUAAAUACCUGAUAAACCUAAGCCACAAACCUAAUAACCCAAUACAUAAGCCGUUCGUCCAGCUCGCUACCACAACCACCCCAUGGAAACCUAGAAGCACCCCAGGCUUAAUUAAGGAAUUGGACUUCGUCAAAUCCCUGGGCAUAAGCCUCUUUCCACACCAACUCUUACUACCAUCCACCCACAAGUACCCACCACCCAGCAGACCACCCGACUGCAAAACCUCAUGGUUCCCCCUGAACAAAGAACAAGCCAUGGCAUGCAGGCACCGGACAACAAACCUCUUCAACUCCCUCAACAGCAGUGCACCGGUGACAUCCAUCAGGGCCUACACCGACGGAUCCAAAUCAUCGUCCCCCGAGACCACAACGUGCGCUAUUUUUGUCCCCACCCUAAACAUUGAACAUGCCUGGACGCUAACGAAAGGCUCCAGCAUUUUCACGGCGGAAGUCACAGCCAUAUACCAGGCCCUGAAACUAAUUUACGACAUGGACGACUCCCCAGAAGUUAUCAUAUACAGUGACUCCAGUUCAGCCAUCACUGCCAUCUCAUCGAAUUCCCUAUCGGAAAAUGAAGCGGUUACAGCCACCCGGAAAAUAAUUGCCAGCCUCAAAUCAAGCGGCACUCGAACUAGUCUGACAUGGAUCCCUAGUCACACUGGUAUAGAAGGAAAUGAAAGGGCGGACAGACUGGCAGCUAUGGAAUGCAACACCCAGGACGGAGAGAGAGUCAACAACAGCCUGUCCCCCAAAGAAAUGGUCUCAAUAAUAAGGGCCAACUGGGCCACCAACCUCCUCCGUGACCAGAAGACUUGCAAGAAAAGUUGCAUACAGAUGAGACCCAGGUUAGGCACCAUCAAAUGGCACCAACACGGAAACAGGCAAGUAGCAAUAUGCCUGCACAGACUCCGCUCAGGGCACAACCGACUCAAUGCUUUCAACCACAGGAUAGACCCAGAAGCCGACCCAAGCUGCCGCUUUGGAUGCGCAGCCAUCGAAAACACCCGCCACAUACUAGAAUCCUGCCCAAGAAAUGAAGAAUUCCGCCUUAAAAUCCGCCAGUUCUUUUCGGAUAGGAACCUCGAACUCAAUGCUAAUACCAUUCUCGGCCUCAACCCAGCAGUCGACACAGAUUCCCAGUUUAAAAUCCGGAACCUAACGACCCAGUUCCUAACGCAAUCCGCGCUGAUCAACAUAAUCUAACAAGCCAUAGGUAACCGACGAGGGUAAGGAUUUCAAAAGCGUUUACGAACGCUGAAAAAAAAAAAUUAAAAAAUCUGAAAAGAACCUCG
Messenger RNA from Daphnia magna, 2057 nucleotides. RefSeq lists its product as uncharacterized. Gene Ontology annotation, molecular function: RNA-DNA hybrid ribonuclease activity; nucleic acid binding. The record is from RefSeq and is a predicted model, not a curated record. Lineage: Eukaryota; Metazoa; Arthropoda; Branchiopoda; Diplostraca; Daphniidae.